Catharus ustulatus (Swainson's thrush) is the source of this 4459-nucleotide messenger RNA. RefSeq names its product nuclear transcription factor Y subunit alpha (gene NFYA). Lineage: Eukaryota; Metazoa; Chordata; Aves; Passeriformes; Turdidae. Gene Ontology annotation, cellular component: CCAAT-binding factor complex. Gene Ontology annotation, molecular function: RNA polymerase II cis-regulatory region sequence-specific DNA binding; DNA-binding transcription factor activity, RNA polymerase II-specific. Gene Ontology annotation, biological process: regulation of transcription by RNA polymerase II. The transcript is spliced from 9 exons. The record is from RefSeq and is a predicted model, not a curated record. The coding region runs from base 424 to 1467 and encodes 347 amino acids.
AGCUGCCUGGGAUGGUGGAAGGUGUCCCUGCCCACCCAAACCAUUCCAUGAAGUAGGAGGAGAGGGAGGAAAAAUGAGAGCGUGGUGUGUAGUGGGAACUGAAUUUUUGAAGUGCAGUUUGGUUUCAUGCCUAGAAGUUGCAUUUCCUGAGAUUUUCCAGCAGUGACACACACUCCCCUGUGUGGGCACCUGGCUGCAGCCCAGGAUGUGCAGGCUCAGAGUUGGUGGAGUCCAUGAAAUCUGGGCCAGAAUUGAGGUGGUUUUGUUGCUCACUCAGGUUGGAUGUGCCUGGAGUGCCAUGGAGCAGCUCUGCCCUGGGGCAGCUCCUGGUUUGCUUGGCUUGGCAGGGGGAGAAGGGCAAUUGCUGAGCCUGGGGACAGCAGAGCACCUGAUUUUUGCUUGUCUUGCAGGGGCUGAGGCACCAUGGAGCAGUACACAGCCAACAGCAGCAGCUCCACGGAGCAGAUCGUGGUGCAGGCAGGGCAGAUCCAGCAGCAGCAGCAGGGAGGUGUCACAGCUGUCCAGCUGCAGACUGAGGCCCAGGUGGCAUCGGCCUCAGGCCAGCAAGUCCAGACCCUCCAGGUAGUGCAGGGGCAGCCUCUGAUGGUGCAGGUGAGCGGGGGGCAGCUCAUCACCUCCACUGGCCAGCCCAUCAUGGUGCAGGCUGUGCCUGGGGGCCAGGGCCAGACCAUCAUGCAGGUGCCCGUGUCCGGCACGCAGGGGCUGCAGCAGAUUCAGUUGGUCCAGCCAGGUCAGAUUCAGAUUCAAGGUGGGCAGGCUGUGCAGGUACAGGGGCAGCAGGGCCAGACCCAGCAGAUCAUUAUACAGCAGCCCCAGACUGCAGUUACUGCUGGCCAGACACAGACCCAGCAGCAGAUAGCAGUGCAAGGCCAGCAGGUUGCCCAGGCUGCUGAGGGCCAGACCAUCGUGUACCAGCCUGUGAAUGCUGAUGGCACCAUCCUGCAGCAAGUUACAGUCCCUGUUACAGGCAUGAUCACCAUUCCUGCAGCCAGCCUGGCUGGAGCCCAGAUUGUCCAAACAGGAGCCAACACCAACACCACCAGCAGUGGCCAGGGCACGGUCACAGUGACACUGCCAGUGGCUGGCAACGUGGUCAAUUCAGGGGGAAUGGUCAUGAUGGUGCCUGGAGCUGGCUCAGUCCCAGCCAUCCAGAGGAUCCCUCUGCCUGGAGCAGAGAUGCUGGAGGAGGAGCCCCUCUAUGUCAAUGCCAAGCAGUACCACCGCAUCCUGAAGAGGAGACAGGCACGGGCCAAGCUGGAAGCAGAGGGAAAAAUCCCCAAAGAGAGAAGGAAAUACCUGCACGAGUCGCGGCACCGGCACGCCAUGGCCCGGAAACGGGGAGAGGGGGGACGCUUCUUCUCCCCCAAGGAAAAGGACAGCCCUCACAUGCAGGAUCCAACUCAAACCAACGAGGAAGCGAUGACACAGAUGAUCAGAGUCUCCUAACCCCUGCUUCCAGGGAAAAACCCCUGAAGGGAAAUCCCAUCCCUGCUGCCAGCCUGUCCUGCCUGCCCAGAGUGCCCAGUGAAUCCUGGAGUGGGACAAUCUCCAUGUCACAACCUGUCCUUUUCCACACAGCAAGCACCACGUGCUGGGGACGUGCUUGAGGUUUUAACUCUACCAACAGAACCUUCCAGACCUCCUUGGUGCCCUCUCCUGAUCCAGCACAGGGAAUUCAGAGUCUGAGCACUCAUCCCUUUGGUUUUCCUUCAUUUUCCCACCUCAAUCCCAGUGGCUGGUGCAGCUCAGCCCUGUCCUGGGACAGAUUCCAGCUCCUGAGAUUUGUUAUUCCAUCCACUCCUCACCCCUUUGGACUUGGUUUUCCCUGAGCUGGGCCCUGCUGUUGCACUUCUGACCCUGGCAGAAACUGAAGGGGGGGGGAUUCUUUUCAAUUCCACCUUGUAAAUGUGUAAAGAAAUCUUCUCUGGGAAAGGUUCAGCCAUCCAAUCAAUGCUAGAAAUAGUCAAGAUUACUGCAGGACUCGAUGUGUUGUGUCUCUGUUGCAAAGUGGGGUGGGAUUUGGGGGGGAUUGGGUCAGUAAAUCAGUCUCUGGGUGGGUCUGGAUGUUUAUUGCCAGUAUUUGUUGCUUUGGAAGAAAACUGGAUGAGAUAUAAAAAGGUUUGAAACUUUUAAGUGAGUCUCUUCCAAAGGAUUUUUUUUUGUUAGUUUGUUUUUGUUGGUUUUAGUUUGUUUUUGUUGGUUUUAAAUCUUUUUUUUCUCACCUGCCAGUGAAGUCCAGGAGAUGUGGAACCCUCAGUGUCAGUGGUGGCACUUGGCCAUUGCUGGGAACCCAAAUCAGUUCUGCAAUCCCAGAGUGAGGGAUGGAUGAUCCAGGCCAGCAGCAACUCAGGUACCUGAAGGACUCAGCAGAUAUUGAUGAACCUUUCAUGCUUUUUACAAAUUGAGCUCUUAGAAACAAAGCAAAAGUGGCACUUAGUGAAGGAGCAAUACUUACAUCAUUAAAAAUUAGAAUUUUUUCAUGAUCUACAGCUGGCUUUGGGCUGAGCAUCUCCACAGAACAGAGCUUUAAUUUAGAUUCUAAACCUGCUGUUUUAUAAUUGGAAUUUUGGUGAUGGGAGCAGUAGCUAGAAGCAUUGAACAGGUGAUUUCUCCCCAUUCCACUCCUGUCCCCUCCCACCUUGAUGAGUUCCACAGCUGCUCUGGGGAUCAUCUGCCUGCUGGAGUCCCAAAUUUUCCAAUUUUUGUGUCCUGUACUUCAGACUGGAUCACAGCAGUGAAGUUUGGGGUUGGGAAUGUUGCUGGGUGAAGUGAACCUGGCCAGGUGAAGCUGAAGAAUGAGGAAUUUUUGAGGAAAUGCAGCCAAGGAUGAAUGAGACUGGAUGAAAUGCAGUGAAUGCUGAUUUCAAGUAAAAAAUGCAGAUUGAAAAUGAUAUUUCCUCCUUCCCAUGUUUUCCCAUUUACUGGAAAAAACAAAAUCAGCAAGUUGUAAAAGACUGGGAGGAUACAAAAAGAACAGAGCCUGGAAAAUUCUGUUUCCUUUGGAUGAAAGAAAAAUAUUAAACCUGAGAGUGUGGAGGAGAAAUUUGGAUCCUUAAAUCCUGGAGGAAAGAGGGAGCCUGUCCAGGUGUGAGGAAGGACAAGGAGCAGCAGAGGGGGUUGGAGCUGGAUCUCAAAAUGAAUUCUGGUUCUGUGCCCUCCCCACAGGAGGAGGGAAGGAGCUCAGGGACACCUGCAGCUGCAGGAGAAAAAUCAACUUUUCUUCAAUUUUUGUCCUAAGCUAGAUCAGUAAUCUGACACUCUGCUCACAACUCUUAAUUAGGAUUUAUUUCUGAUCAUUUCAAGGGCGUUUUUAACAUCAGUGGCACUGUCAGGGCCUCUGCCUUAAAUCCUUGCCCAGCUCCAGCUCUGCUGCUUUUCCUCCUGCAGCAUUUGCUGGGAUCUCCCCAUUUCAGGGAUGUGCAGCUCUCCUUGAGGGAUUUUAGCUGGGUUUGCAGCAUUACUGUAAAUAUUUUUAUUUUUUUUUGGAGGAUCUGUAAAUUUUGUUGGUGGAAUAUUUGUGUGCUGGAGUAAAAGCCUCUCCAGGAUGUUUUUUGCUCUUAAAUCUCUGUCCUGAAACACCUUUUUGAGAGCUGGAAGUUUGGGAAGCAAGAUUGUUGUUCUGACAUAGAUUUUGUUUCUUUUUCUUUUUUUUAUGAGUAAUUACUUUUCUUAAAGAACUUGUAAACUUUUUUUUCCCAAUAUCCCUUCAUAUCUAGGUUCUCUGAUCCAAUGUUGUAGGUUGUGUGUGAAGAAAUGCAGAUUUGUGUUCUAGAAAGUCUUAUUGUUAAUAUUUUAAAUAGUGCUGUGAAAGCCUGAGUGCUCCUGUCAUAUUUUUAUUUGUUUUGUGUUCUGUGUAUCAUUGCUGAAAAGUUUUGUUUAUUUGGUGAGGUUGGAACCAGCAGUCAACACCAUGGUACCAAAAAAGAUCUGUUUGUAUUCCUGGGAAAUCUGAAAAUUGGAGACAUGACCAGUUCAAACCUCCCUGGUAAUUAAAUAUUUGAGAAUUCUUUGUAGAUUGGCUACACUUGAGCAAAAACUCCACUUCAGGAGUGAGUUAAAGAGUGGGUGAGGAUGAAAGAAGAGGCUUGGGGAGAAAUGUGUUUGAUUGACCAGAGCAGUGAAGCAUCAAACCCAUCAAAACCCAGAUUUAAAGGAGUGUAAAGAACAGGAUUUGGGGAAAAAAAAAAAAAAAAGAUCCUCAAGUGAUGCUAAAUGGCUUUAAGGCCCUGCAUGUUAAAAAGGGGGGAAAAAUAAACUUUUCUUUGUGAAGGGGCGUGGGAGGGUCCUGAGCUUAACAUAAUGUCAGGCAAAGUUUGUACAUAGUUCAAAAUUUUUAAUUUUUUUUAUAUGAUGCAUUUUUUCAAGUGUAUUUUGGUCUUUAAUAGAUGCAAUUGUAAGUACUGUGUACACUCUCCAGCUAAUAAAAUUUAUAAACUGA